AUGCGGCGCGGCGGCGGCGGCGGGAACGGCAGCGAGGGCGAGCCCGAGUGGCCGUGGCCGUGGCCGCCCUGCGACGAGCGGCUGUGCCUGGCGCUGCCCAUGUGGGUGCUCGUUCCCAUCACGGCCGUCUGCCUGGGGCUCUUCGUGGUCGGCGUGGCGGGCAACGUCCUCACGGUGCUGGUCAUCCGCAGCUACCGCGACAUGAAGACCACCACUAACCUCUACCUGGGCAGCAUGGCCGUCUCGGACCUGCUCAUCCUCAUGGGGCUGCCCUUCGACCUCUACCGCCUCUGGCGCUCCCGGCCCUGGAUCUUCGGGCAGCUGCUGUGCCGCCUCUCGCACUACCUCAGCGAGGGCUGCACCUACUGCACCAUCCUGCACAUCACCGCCCUCACCGUGGAGCGCUACCUCGCCAUCUGCUUCCCCCUCAAGGCCAAGGUGGUCGUCACCAAGCGCCGGGUGAAAGCCACCAUCGGCGUCCUUUGGGCCUUUGCCCUGCUCUCCGCCAGCCCCUUCUUCUUCCUGGUCGGCGUGGAGCAGCCCGACAACCGCACUGACUUCAGCCGCGAGUGCAAGCCCACCCCGCAGGCGCUGCAGUCCGGCCUGCUGGCCACCAUGUUCUGGGUCACCACCUGCUACUUCGUGCUGCCCGUCACCUGCCUCAGCGUCCUCUACGGCUUCAUUGGCCGCGAGCUGUGGCGGAGCAACUCCCGCCUGCGGGGCCCCAGCUCGCUCCUCCGGGAGAAGGGGCACCGCCAGACAGUCAGGAUCUUGGCUUUUCUACCUGAGCGCAUCCAUCAACCCUGUCCUCUACAACCUCGUUUCGAAGAAGUUCAGGGCAGCAGCCUGCAAGCUGCUGCUGCCGCGCCGAGCUGCAGAAAGGGCUUUCAAGGUAACAAAAGACGCUGGGGGCUACACAGAGACCAGCGCCAGCACAAGGAACGAGUACACCACCAGCUUCUGAGACUGCACCCCGCACUUCUUCCGGCAUUCUUGCCUAAGGGAGGGAGCAAAAGGAUGGACGUUCGUUAGGGCAUGUGGUAUUUCAUAACUGUCUGUAUUUUGGGAUACCUCUAUUUUGGAUAACAGAGCAAGCAGGCACCACUGAAGUAGGGAGAAUGAUGUGCAACUCGUGAAAGAUGAAAAGCCAAUGGGAAAAGCUGGAGUAAUUUGCCAGUAAAACCACGGGUUUACUUUAUUACGUGUUGUUCGUUGCAUGCGUUCUGUGCCAUUUCUAGUAUUUUCUAAAAAUCACAGCACCGAGGUCCGCAAAGGAGCACUGCCUGGGAGCUGUAAUGGGUAAAACUGCCAGACAGCCUUCACCAUUUUAAAACGGUUUUCUUAUAAAUGAGAUUUUACAAAACACAGUCUCGCAAGGAGAUGGACACAAAAAGAAAUGACCUGCCAACCUGAAGAGCCCUGGAAAAAGAGGUGUAUGCUUUUAGUACCUGGUCUUGCAAUCAUGAAGGGGACUUUCCUGGGCAGUUUCACUAAUUUCCCUUAGGAAAGCAUCUGUUGCACACAGCAGUCUCUGGGCUUAGCCCUCUUUGCCUGACCCAUAGGAUCAAAUAAGGACUUUUAUUUAUAUGUUAGCAACCAGUCCUGUGUUCUACAACUUGAGAUAUCCCAGAUGACUUCCUUAGGAUAGAUGAGCAGUGUUUGGUAAAUGGUAGCAGCGUCUCCACUGUGUCACAUUGUGUAUUUAUGUGCAAAUAGGGCAUAAGUUAACCCACCUUGCCACAAACAAGAUGCACUGAAUGUGCUGGACUAUGCCCAGGACUUCAUGCUGCAUAACACUGCACUGCAAGUCAAAAAUCAACUCACUAAUUCUACUCCGAAAGAUUUUAAUUGGAAACUUCAACUGUAAAUUUAGGAAGGAGGCUUGUUGUGAGGAAAAGCUAGAAGAAGCUGCAGCAGUGUUUUCUCUGGACGAUCACUGCCUCUGUGCAUUUUACUUGUUACUUUAUUGGCUCUAGUGGUAUAAAUCUGCACCAAAAUCAAUGAUGUGGGACUGCACUUACAGAGGCAUCACUGAUGGUAUGUCCAUGCUUGCCAUGGUUCUCUGUUAACUUCUCCUUUCAGGCAGUUGUAGAGAUGGAUACUGUCCCCUCUGGGCCUCCUCUUCUCCAGGCUAAACACCCCAUCUCCCUCAGCCACUACUGAACUGUGCUCCAGACCCUUUCCCAGCUCCGUUGCCCUUUUCUGGACACACUCCAGCACCUCAGUGUUCUUGUAGUGACGGGCCCAGAACAGGACACAGGAUUUGAGGUGCAGCUUCUCCAGUGCUGAUAGGGACAAUCCCUGCCCCGGUCCUGCUGGUCACACUGUACAUGAUACAGACCAGGAUGCCAUUGGCCUUCUUGGCCAUCUGGGCACAGCUGGCUCAUGUUCAUCCACUGUCAACCAGCACCCCCAGGUCCUUUGCUGCUGGGCCACUUUGCAGGCGCUCUUCCCUAAGACUGCAGCGCUGCCUGGGGUUGUGGCCAAAGUGCAGACCCAGCACUUGGUAUUGCUGAGCCUCAUGCAAUGUCCUCAGCCCAUCAAUCCAGCCAGUCCAGAUCAAUUCAACAGAAUUCAAUAGCUAGCUCAGAGAUCUCAGGGCAGCAGAACUGAACCCAAGUCUUCUCCAAGUUUUAAAACUAUGACCAGUUCUCCAUUAAAGAGUCUGUA
Molecule: messenger RNA, 2670 nt
Organism: Hirundo rustica (Barn swallow)
Lineage: Eukaryota; Metazoa; Chordata; Aves; Passeriformes; Hirundinidae
Gene: MLNR
Product: motilin receptor
Exons: 2
Coding region: 1-1032 (343 amino acids)
Biological process (GO): G protein-coupled receptor signaling pathway
Cellular component (GO): plasma membrane
Molecular function (GO): G protein-coupled peptide receptor activity
Source: RefSeq, a predicted model, not a curated record